Messenger RNA from Cuscuta campestris, 2610 nucleotides. NCBI's taxonomy places the organism in Eukaryota, Viridiplantae, Streptophyta, Magnoliopsida, Solanales, Convolvulaceae. The record is from the annotation of a GenBank genome assembly.
GGUAAUCUUUAUUGGUUGUUUCUACAAAUUUUUACCUAUAAAUACCACCCAAACUCAUUCAUUUUUCUCCAUUCUCUCUCCUUAAAAUUGCAGCAACUUUUCUCUUCUUUAUAAUAAAAAUAUUAAGUUAUUUUACUCCCAAUACACUACCAAACCUUUCCCAAAAGACUAGAAGAAGUUAGAGCCAACUAGAGUUCGUUUAGAGCCCGUUUAAGCUCCAUAACACCUCUAAAGUCUCGGUUCCUUACUAGUCUUCAACAAGUCCGUUUCACUUUCUCUCUCGAACUCGAGAAUGGAAGCUUUGAACAACCAACCUCAUGUGUCCGGGGAUUCCGAGGCAUCAAACAUUGGAAACUUUUUUGGUGGAAACCCAGGAAAUAAUAAUAACAAUCUCAACGCUAACAAUGAGAAUAUCGUUGGAAAUAACGUAAUCAAUCAAGUGGCGGGAUUUCUCCACCAGCUUGCUACACAAGUCCGUCCAGAAGGUUGGAAUUUAGAUCGUCUCAAGAAGAAUGGUGCUUGGGUAUACAAGGGAGGAGAAUCGGGACCUCCAGAAGUCGCAGAGCACUGGAUCGAACAGACAAAACGUGUUUUUGAAGAUAACCUCAUUCAAGAAGGAGAAUGGACUCGACUGGCCAUAUCUCUACUGCAAAAUGAAGCAUAUGAUUGGUGGAAAGUUGAAAAGACCAAAGAAGGACUGCCUGAACCCCUAACUUGGGUAGCAUUUGAGAAAGCUUUUUCUGACCAUUACAUACCUCCUUACUAUCGUGACACAAAAAGAAAAGAAUUUCAAAAUCUGAAACGUAAAGGGAUGUCUGUGGAAGCUUACAAAACAAAAUUUGUUAAGCUAUCUAAUUAUGCUAAGGAUUUAAUCACUGAUGAGGAGAAACGAUGUGAGUUCUUCAUCGACGGGCUAGAUGAAGAAUUCCAAAAGAGUCUCAACGGGACUGUACAUCGGAACUUCAAUGAGCUCAUCAAAGCAACAAUGCGUAUUGAUUCGAUCGGAAAGAAAACCUUUGAUCAAGGGGAAGCAUCAUCAAAGAAGAACAACUCCAAUACAAAGAAUGUUGGUUGGGGAAAAUAUGGUCCCAAACAACAACAAUACUUCAACAAUAAAAAGAAGACGGAAACUCUGGUUGAGAGGCUUGAAUGCCCUACAUGUAAUCGUCGUCACAAUGGGGAAUGUUGGUUUCUAACUGGAGCAUGUAUGCGCUGUGGUCAGAAAGGUCACAUCUCAAAGAACUGUCCCAAACGUACUGACAAGGCGAAAGCACCGAUUCAGAAUAACAACAACAACCGCCCACCUCCAAGACAAGCUCCACCAGUGCAAGGAAACAAUGGCAACAACAACAAUCGAGUUCCGGCAAGAACAUAUGCAAUGCAAGGGAGGGAAGAUCAACAGAACCGUAAUGUUAUUAUCGGUAUGUUCACUAUAUUCGAUAAUGACCUAUGUGCUUUAGUUGAUCCUGGAUCUACACAUUCUUAUAUUUGUGUGAAUCAACCUUUUACGAAGAUGUUGAACAAAAGUUAGCUAGAUAAUCCGAUACUAGUUUCAAACCCCUUAGGCCACAGUAUAACCCUAAGAGAGAUCGGAUUCGGGGCAUGUAAUUGCCUCGAGGUAGGUCUCUGGUUCGCCUUGAUCUACCAACAAGACGUCACCUUCAUCAGACAUGAGAAAUCCAUAUCUGACCGGAGGAUUACGUAUCCGGUCUGACCUACGUGGUAUAUCUUGAGCAAUUUGAGUCAAGAAAGUUGGUCCCGGAUAACUUGUUGUUUUCCAGGAUGUAACGCAGGUUGAAAGGGUUGUUGUUGUUUGCCAUCUACAGAAAAUUUUGCAAACUAGGUUAUCUAUCAUGUUUAAUAAUUAAUUAGGCCUUUAAUUAAUUAUCUCCCACUAUUUUUAACAAAUCAAUAACCCUCGAUAUUGAUUCGGAGAUUUCCGGCGAAACCUCUAGUGGGCCAAGAUCCAUAUUUCAUUAUCUUGCGUUCCGCUUGGGCGUUACUCCACAAGACAACUAUUUAGGUAGGAACAUAGUUCCAACUGAUGAGCCGGGCUCUCAGCUCUUGGUCUGGUGUUGGGCGAACAAUAUUACUACAAUCGGACCAGGACACCUUUUCACCAUACUUGUAAUUGGCUGAGGCACGUCUUACAAGCAGACUACUUUGGUUAGGAACAGAGUUCCAAUUAAAUCAUAAAGAUCCAACUCCUGGCUGGAUGAGCGAGUAAAAUCAUCCAACUUGUCAUUGAUGACCCCAACUUAUUGCCUCUGAGUCGUCCAUCCAUUUGACUGAGACUCAGUUAAGUCUAACCCAACGUGCAACAGCGACCACGCUAUGGCGAUUCCCGUAACGAGCUUAACAUACACCGUACUAUGCUCUGCUGAGGCUGAGUACAUGACAGUGCACAUUAGCCGGAUAGGUGUCGGGCGUCAGAAGGCAACAGACUUAAUAUUCGUGAGGGAUUUAUAAUUUCGAUCUCACCUAUCGACAUGGCCGCGCACAUGUCCAUUACUAGCGUUCAACAUACAUUCAACAUGCAUUCACAAAACGCAGUAAAUAAACGUGUAAUGAUUGUGGCCCCUAAAAGAAAAAUAAAACGAUAGCUCCCAC